GCCGCCCCGCCGAGGCGCGGGGCGCUGCGGGCCCGCUGACCGCGUCCCCCGAGGGCUUCCCCGCGGCCAUGGCGCCCGCCUGGCCCUUGCUGCUGCUGUGGCUGGGGGUUCUGCGCGCCCUCCCGGCCCCGCCGCGCAUCCGGCUGCCGCUGCGGGGCGGCGCGGCCCCGCCGUCGGGACUCCGGCAGCGCCGGGCGCCGCUGGACACCGAGCCCGACAGCACCGGCAGCUUCGUGGAGAUGAUCGACAACCUGCGGGGAAAGUCCGGGCAGGGGUACUACGUGGAGAUGACGGUGGGCAGCCCCCCGCAGAAGCUGAAUAUCCUGGUGGACACAGGGAGCAGUAACUUCGCUGUGGGAGCUGCACCACACCCCUUCCUCCGGAGAUACUACCAGCGGCAGCUGUCCAGCACCUACCGUGACCUGCGGAAGGGGGUGUAUGUGCCCUACACCCAGGGCAAGUGGGAAGGGGAGCUGGGCACUGACCUUGUCACCAUCCCCCACGGCCCCAACGUCACUGUCAGAGCCAACAUCGCUGCCAUCACGGAGUCAGACAAAUUCUUCAUCAACGGCUCCAACUGGGAAGGGAUCCUGGGACUGGCAUAUGCUGAGAUUGCCCGGCCUGACGACAGCCUGGAGCCCUUCUUUGACUCCCUGGUGAAGCAGACACGGGUGCCCAACAUCUUCUCCCUGCAGCUGUGCGGGACAGGCUUCUCUCCCAACGAGACAGAGGCCGUGGCCUCGGUGGGAGGCAGCAUGGUGAGCACUCCACAGGUGGCUGGGGGUUCCCUNUGGUACACCCCCAUCCGCAAGGAGUGGUACUACGAGGUCAUCAUCGUCAAGCUGGAGGUCAACGGGCAGGACCUGAACAUGGACUGCAAAGAGUACAACUACGACAAGAGCAUUGUGGACAGCGGGACCACCAACCUCAGGCUGCCGAAGAAGGUGUUUGAGGCUGCGGUGAAAUCCAUCAAAACAGCAUCUUCGACGGAGAAGUUUCCAGACGGCUUCUGGCUGGGGGAGCAGCUGGUUUGCUGGCAGGUCGGCACCACCCCCUGGCACAUCUUCCCCGUCCUGUCCCUCUACCUGAUGGGAGAGGCCACCAACCAAUCCUUCCGGAUCACCAUCCUGCCCCAGCAAUACCUGCGCCCGGUGGAGGACGUGGCCACCUCUCAGGAUGACUGCUACAAGUUCGCCAUCUCCCAGUCCUCCACCGGCACCGUCAUGGGCGCCGUCAUCAUGGAGGGCUUCUACGUGGUGUUCGACCGCGCCCGCAAGCGCAUCGGCUUCGCCGUCAGCGCCUGCCACGUGCACGACGAGUUCCGGACGGCCGCGGUGGACGGGCCCUACCUGCACUCCAACAUGGAGGACUGCGGCUACAACAUCCCGCAGACGGACGAGUCCACCCUGAUGACCAUCGCCUACGUCAUGGCGGCCAUCUGCGCCCUCUUCAUGCUGCCCCUCUGCCUCAUGGUGUUCCAGUGGCGCUGCUUCCGCUGCCUGCGGCGCGACCACGACGACUUCGCCGACGACAUCUCCUUGCUGAAGUGAUGGCAGAGGCUGGCGCAGCCCCGGCCCCGCAGCCACACGUUUCUUUGGGAAAGAAAAGCAGCGAGGGAGCCAGGAAAGGCAGGCAGCGUAGGAGACCAGCCAGCCCUCGCAUGGGGCACUGCCACAACAGCCCCCACACUGCCCCUGCUCAAUCACACCUCGGCCCCAGCCUCGCUCCAAACCCGCACCCAGCCACUCCCUGCAAGAGGGCAACGUUCUUCCCCCACCCUCGUGCCUGCCCAGGACCCCCAGGACCCCAGAGACUCUGUUGUGGACCACUGCCUUAAAACACGCCGCGAGCGUGUGCGUGCGCGCCGGAGGAGCCGGCCUGCGGCGGGUUCAGCACCAGGGCUGCUCCCCUGCCCUCCCGGGGCAGAGGGGCUGCCAGCAGUGCCCAAUUCCUGCCACGGAUCUCCAGGAAUACGGGGGGGGGGGGGGGGGGGGGGGGGGUAAUUUUUAGAGAGUCGUUGCAAGAUUUUCAGUGGUGCUGAGCACCUCGCAAUCCCACCGACAUCCAUGGAGAAAGGGUUGGCGUGUCAGCCCGUGCUUUCGGAGGAAGUACAGGAGAGGGGAACGCAGGAAUUUGGACAGGUUGGUUUAUCCUGAGCUGCAGCGCAGCCACGUCCGUCCGCUCCCUCCCCAGGGCCCAGUGACAGCAGCAGGGGAUGGGAUGGGAUUGGGAUGGGACCAUGGGCUGUCGCUGGAGGCUCCAGUACUCUGUAACCCAGUGUCUAUGUAAGAACAAUGAAUGUUAACACGGUAAAUUAUUAUGACAUUAAAAAAAAAAAAAAAAAAA
Molecule: messenger RNA, 2346 nt
Organism: Sturnus vulgaris (Common starling)
Lineage: Eukaryota; Metazoa; Chordata; Aves; Passeriformes; Sturnidae
Source: RefSeq, a predicted model, not a curated record